This is a messenger RNA of Diorhabda carinulata, 1125 nucleotides long. RefSeq lists its product as uncharacterized. NCBI's taxonomy places the organism in Eukaryota, Metazoa, Arthropoda, Insecta, Coleoptera, Chrysomelidae. The coding region runs from base 272 to 1054 and encodes 260 amino acids. The transcript is spliced from 4 exons. The record is from RefSeq and is a predicted model, not a curated record.
GCAAAAGUCUAGUCAGUCAUAUUAUAUGGUUGCUAUGUAUAAAAAAAAAAGAGAGGCAUCAGUUAUUGAAAAAGAGUAUCAGCAGAAAAGAGAAUGGGGAGUGCAAAGUUAUAAGAAAUAGAAGUUAAAAUUGAAUCAAAAUACAAAAUAAUUGCGAAUUAUUAAAGAUGAAUGGAAGAUAAAUAUCUGGACUGAAGAAAAUCCAAUGAGUUGAAGAUUUGUUACGAAUCCAAUGAGUUGAAGAUUUGUUGCUGACAAUUCACAGAAGUAAAUGCAAGUUUUAGAUCUGAUAUUGCAAGAUAUUAUCAUCUCAGUUGCCGUUAAAUUCUUUACUAAACUUAUGGAUGACGAGAAAUUAAUCGAAUUGGUCAGAAAAUACCCCGUAAUUUAUGACACAGGACAUGCAAAAUAUCUGGACACCAAACAUAAAUUGCAAAUCUGGAACAAAAUAGGAGAGGAAAUACAAAAAAACAGGCAAGCCUCUUCAGUUACAUUACCACCUUGUAAUGGAAUAUUGUCUAAUGCGGAGUUUAUUGUGGAAGAUGUCGGAUCGGUAGUAGUCAAAGAAAAUCCAUCAUACCUUUCUAUAAAAUUAUUCAAGUUACAUGCAACUCAACCAACUAGGGAUAAUAAUUCAGAUACAAUCAGUCAUACUGAAACAGAGGACCAACUGAGCCCUGUUAUAAAAAGACCAUCGGUUCCAACCAAAAGAAAACUUCCUGAACAAGACCCAGCAUCAACUACUUUAAUGAAAUAUCUGUUGGCUAGAGGAGAUAAUCAAAAAACCGAAAAUGUACAUCCACUUGAUGCCUUCUUUUCCGGACUCGCUGCAACUGUCAAAAUAUUUUCUCCAUACUACCAACACUUGGCAAAAAGUAGAUUAUUUAAUGUGGUGCAGCAAUUGGAGGAGGAACAAUUACAGCAUCCCACUGUUGAAAUUAAUUCGAAUAAUAGAACACCUAUGACAACACCAUCGCCAACUGGAGCUUUGUUUAGUUCUACGCAUACAAAUCAGUUCCCCUUAUGUCAAACCUCACAACUCCAGCUUUGGUGAACAAAAUCAAUCUAAACCUACAGCAAGCAGUUUUUUUCACAAUUUUCAAUAAAAAUGUAAUAAUUUAAAAA